Molecule: messenger RNA, 1151 nt
Organism: Chaetomium fimeti
Lineage: Eukaryota; Fungi; Ascomycota; Sordariomycetes; Sordariales; Chaetomiaceae
Exons: 2
Coding region: 188-877 (229 amino acids)
Cellular component (GO): intracellular membrane-bounded organelle
Source: RefSeq, a predicted model, not a curated record
GCCUUGUGAGGCCCUGAACCUGACACCGGCAGCGACAGACCUGGGACAACCAAACGCCUCCUCCGACUUUACUAUUACCUACAUCCAUACAAUCAAUAAAAAUGAUGGCGCAAAAGCUGUGACAUUUUCCCCACCAAUUUACAUGCAAGCCAUCCCACAAUAUCAAAGCAACCCAAGCUAGCACAUCAUGAGGAUACGGCUUCCCUUUGCAGGCGUCUUCACGCUCCUCCUCCUCCUCGCCGGCUACGCAGGCCUCUCCUCCCUGCAAAUCGACUCGACCACCCUCCCCGUCAACGACAAGGUCCUGCACCUCGCGACCUUCUUCCUGCUCACCGUCGCCUUCUACUGGGUCGUCGACACGACGCGCCGGCGCACCGUGCACCUGACGCUGGUGGUGUGCGGCGCGGGCUUGGCCGUCGGCUCCGAGUUCCUGCAGGCCGUGCUGCCGAACGGGCGGUCGUUCGACCUGUGGGAUGUGGUCGCCAAUGUGGUGGGCGUGGCGGGGGCGUUGGGGUUGUGUUCGUGGUAUCAUAAGAGGAUGUUGGAGCGGAAAAGGGUGAGGAAGUAUACGGCGGUGCCGACCGGGGAGGGUGGGGAGGAGGGGGUGGAGGAUUUGGAGCUGGGGGAGGGGCCUGGGAUUGGGGGUGGGGGUGGUGGUUCGGGCGGGCAUGAGGAGGGUGUGAUGGGGGGGAGUAAUGCUGCUGAGGGGCAGCGGGGGGCGGUGACGCUGGAGGAGGAGGUCGAUAACUGGGAUGAGAAUGAAGUGGAUGCCUGGGACGAGGAUGAUGCGGGCGAUGUUGGUGUCGCUGCGCCGACGGCUGGGAAGGAUGCCGAGGCUGCCGGCGACCAUGGCGGCGCAAAGAAGCGCUCGGAUUAACGAGCCCAACGACGGCGAUGGGGAUGGAUGACUCUGCCGCGGUAUCGCGCAGAAUGUAUGGAUAACGGUUUGCAAUGUCUCUGGCGUUCCUGCAAUCACUUUUCGCUCCUUUAGAAUGGAUGGGUUGGGACGGGGAAAGCGGAGUUUGCGUUGGGCCUACCUGUAUAACGAAACGCGGGCUCGGAGGUAUUAGAAUCAGCGGCACAGAUAUCAUGACAAUAUCUCGGUUGAACGCCCACAAAAUGGGCAAUAUAUGACUAUUCUUUACGCUCCU